Molecule: messenger RNA, 3373 nt
Organism: Hippocampus zosterae (dwarf seahorse)
Lineage: Eukaryota; Metazoa; Chordata; Actinopteri; Syngnathiformes; Syngnathidae
Gene: slc2a15a
Product: solute carrier family 2 member 15a
Exons: 12
Coding region: 302-1870 (522 amino acids)
Biological process (GO): monosaccharide transmembrane transport
Cellular component (GO): membrane
Molecular function (GO): hexose transmembrane transporter activity
Source: RefSeq, a predicted model, not a curated record
CUUUUUGAGCCCUUCCUCUGGAUUUUUCUUCUCUCCUUGUUUAAAUUCACUUAGACGUAAUUGCUUCCCACAGGUCUUCCUCUUGCUGUCACGCUGCAGUCUAUCAUGUGAUGACACUACGCGUGCUUGUUUUUGGGAGCCUGCACUUUGGCUCAGUGGAAGAGAGACCUAGCUUCCAUCUUAUGAAUGGGUCCAGUAGCUGUGCGGUUAAGUCCAACAUGACUUCUUCUGCUGUGCCGUCAUUGGUAGCGUAGAAUGAAACUGUUCUUCACUUUGUGAAACUUUAUGACAAGUAUUUUAAAUGGCAGAGGAGGUUUUAAUCCCACCAACUGGCAAAAUAAACCCGCAUCUUACAGGCUCACUAUUGGCUGUGGCUUUUCUGACUUCCUUUGGGAGUUCCAUGCUCUAUGGAUACAAUUUAGCUGUGGUCAACUCUCCAGCUGUGUAUAUCAAGGACUUCUACAACAAAACAGCGUUAAGCCGCAAUGGAACUGGUCUCAAUGGGGAGACAUUGACACUGAUGUAUUCACUCACCGUGUCUGUUUUCGCAAUUGGUGGUCUACUGGGUUCUUUGAUAGUGGGUGUGCUGGUCACCCGCUUUGGCAGGAAAGGCACAGUGGUAAAAACAACAGUUCUGGUGUUUAUUGCUGGUUCACUAAUGGGCUUUAGCAGAAUCUGUGGUUCACCUGAAAUGGUCAUACUCGGUCGUUUCAUCACCGGGAUUCACUCAGGAAUCUCUCUAAGUGUUGUUCCAAUGUACCUCGGUGAGAUCGCACCAAAGAACCUCAGGGGCUUUCUGGGUCUGGUGCCAAGUAUCUUUAUUGGCACUGGAGUCUUUGCUGCUCAAAUCCUUGGACUGCAAGAACUGUUAGGAAAGGAAGAACACUGGCCUCUAUUUCUGUCUGUGGUGGUGGUGCCUACAUUUGUCCAGUUGAUGCUGUUGCCAUGGUUCCCAGAGAGCCCCAGAUACUUGCUGAUUGAGAAGCACAAUGUCCAUGCCACCAUCACAGCUCUGAAGUGGUACAGAGCCAAUUGUAAUAUCCAGGCUGAGAUUGAGGAGAUGCAAGAAGAGCAGCGUUCUUUGUCAUCACUGGAGACACUGUCAGUGUGGAAUCUGCUCCUUGAUGACACAGUUCGCUGGCAGGUCCUCAGUGUGGUGGUCAUCAACAUCGGGAUGCAGCUCUCUGGAAUUGAUGCUAUCUGGUUCUACACCAAUGACAUAUUUAAGAACGCAGGGAUCCCGACAGCAGAGAUCCCAUACACUACAGCAGGCACAGGAGUAAUAGAGAUCAUUGCUGGACUCAUUGGGUGUUUCACCAUAGAGAAGCUGGGGAGGCGGCCUCUUAUGGUUGGAGGCUUCACCAUAAUGGGCAUCUGCAGUGCUGGCAUUACAUUCACCCUAAUUUUACAGACUCAUUUAUCUUUAAUGCGGUAUGUGAGUGUCUGUUGUGUCGUCGGCAUCAUCGCUGGAUUCUGUAUCGGCCCAGCGGGAGUCCCUUUCUUGGUCACUGCUGAGUUGUUUAAACAGUCCCACCGCCCUGCAGCCUACAUUGUGGGAGGAUCUCUCAACUGGCUUUCCAAUUUCACUGUGGGCUUUGUCUUCCCCUUCUUACAGAUGUCAGCUGGGUCUUACUGCUACUUGGUCUUUGCCAGCAUUUGUCUGUCUGUGGCCGUCUAUGUCUACGCAGUCAUACCUGAGACCAAAAAUAAGACAUUCAUGGAGAUAAGUCGCUUGUUCUCCAAGAAGCAGCCUGUUGUAGAGACCCAGUCCCUUCUUCUACUGGAACAGCUGAAGCUGAAGAAGAUGAAUGGCUAUGGAGGUGUAGAACAUCAUUCACUGGAGUUUGAGAGCUCUUCCUUCAUAGCUUAACAAUAGUUUGAAUUUGUACUCAGACUUCAGAAAACUGUUGUCAAAUGGUUUUAAUGUUUGUUGAGAGAAUAUGACGUCAAGCAUAUGGUUUGUUUUGUAAAAACUGACUGUACACUAUGCAUGGGACUGAACCUAAAAAUGUUGCUUAACUGGGACAACCAACUGCUUGUGUGAUAUUGGGUGUGUGCAAUCCAAGUACAGAAACACAAAUUAAUCCAUUUAUUAAAUACUGCAUAUAUGGUACACAUAACAUAAACUGCUGUUAUUGGGAUUCCAGUAUUGAAUGUGUGUUAUUUGACAUGUCUUUUUAACAAUCAUACUGCAGAGCAUUUUAUGAGCUACUUUGGGAAAUAUGUAAUUGAUAGUAUAUUAAAAUACAUGUACUGAUAUCUUGAAGCUGUGGGCAAGCAAGAUGAAUUUAACAGCGCUCCUUAUUUUGUUUUACCUUUAUUUGGCCGGCCCUGUGGUUCAGAAAUUCCAGUUGCGAUGUAGCAGAUGCAUCCGUGUAUAAAAUUAAACAAACCACCACUGCUGCCAAUGUACUGUAGUCACCCUGUUCCCUGUUUCAAGAGCAGAGUGCACGAGGUAGGCUAAAAGCCUGUGCUGCCGAUUAGCACCGAGCUAGUUGGCUUCAGCCCUCAAAGUGUUUGGGGAAUGAAGUUGGAGAGGAACUUUAAUCAAUCAAAUUGUAUUUAGAUCGCACUUUUCAUGCAUAAAAAUGUGACGCGAAGUUCUGUGCAACUAACACAAGCCAAAAUACAACAUAUGAGGGGACAAUGCAUACACAGAUAUUUAUCCCCGCUGGCAUGCCUGCACUCAUGCAUACACACAUGCCCACACAUAACUUGAUAAACUAUGUUACAAAAGACAUGGCAAGGUACAGAGAAACUAUAUGAGGAUUUUUCCUCACAUGGCGGUGAAGACACAUGUCUCAAGGGAGCAAUUGACUGUGUUUAAAAUCUGUUCCUCAAAGAAUCCAAACAAUGUUUUUAAAAGUGAUUGUAGCGAUUGACAGGCCGUAAAUUAUCAUCAGGUCCAGGGUGUGUCCUCGGUUGUGAGUCAGCUGCAAGGCAUGCUGUUUAAAAUCCAAACUGUUUAAAAGGUUUGAAAAUUUUCUGCACAGUGGAUCCAAGAUGUCGUCAAUGUGCAUAUUAAAUUCACCAGUUAUUGAAAUUCUCGUAUAAGUGGAAUGUAAAAUCAAUAAGAACCCUGAAAACUCGAAUAAAAGAUGUGGAGCGCUGGGGAGACCUGUAGACCAUGAGAGAAGAGUAGGACGGCUAAAAACAAAGGCAUGGUUUUUAAAAGGUAAAUGCUCCUGCUGUGCCACUAGUCGUCCUUGGUUGGGCAGAACUUUAAUAUUCUUAUAUGAGUCAAAGGAAACCUUGGUCGAUUAGUCUGUCAGGAGUUCUCUGCAACAGAAUCGGAUUCCACAAACAGACAUAAAUAAGAGUUGACAAACUUAUAAACAUGCAACGCCGACAAAGUAAGACAGCAAAAGACCCC